Messenger RNA from Marchantia polymorpha subsp. ruderalis, 4141 nucleotides. The record is from the annotation of a GenBank genome assembly. Lineage: Eukaryota; Viridiplantae; Streptophyta; Marchantiopsida; Marchantiales; Marchantiaceae.
GGCGCUGUCCUUCUGCUGAGCCAGAUAACGCGCGAUAAAGCCCGUCUGUCGGAAACUCGGUAAGCAGGCAAACAAACAAUUCUUGAGGCCCGGCUUGAGGUCAGAUGCACCACCGGAGCCGUAAUCGUCCUUCAGUGGCCCUGCGAUUCCUUGUUUGGCUCUUGUGCACAAUUGCGACGAUUUCCUUGUCGUCUCGGGCUUCCGAGCAUUGAUUGAUGUUCGUGGGGAGACGGACGUUGCAAGCAUGGACUCGCACUUUUCUCGUUGAGGCUCGUUGUGCGUGGCGAGAUGGCUCUUGGCCAUCUCGGCUUGCUGGAAAUCGUCAAGAGUCACAUGCACAGGCAAUACGGGCUCGCGAGCAGCAGCCAGGGGAAUCAUGGAGGACUGGAGUGCAGGGGAUGUGAGCUCAAAGCGUCGACGAACAUGUCUCUGUGUCACUGUGCCAGUUCGAAUUGCCCGACGACUAGAACGAAAUUCGACUGCCCGGCCAAGUGCGAUGGAUCCUCCGUACACGAAGCGGGGCUCGAAGAACUCCGCAGUAAAGCGCCACGAGGAAACGCCGUGUCGUUCGUGGCAAGCAGAGGCCUGGGAUUGCCGUGUCGCAGUUGUGAAUGUGUACGACCGAAGGUCGAUGGUGGAGGAAGAAAAGACGAGCAAGGGAGUCCGAGAUCGAACAUCGGCAGGCUCAAACUGACAGUGGGAGCUCUCGGACUUGCAGCAUGUUUUGGAGGAUUGGCAGGACUCUGGAGGGCUUUGGAAUGUUCUCUACCGCCAGACUUUCGAGAACGCUGGAGGAGGUUAGUGAAUGAUCUUCCGGAACCGGCCAAACCGGUGCCAGCCGAGUCGCCUCUGGAGACCGUAAUCUAUGACUGUCAUGGAGCUGUGAUUGCGACCAUCGCAGCAGGUGGAUAUAGCGGGAAACGGGACGAUGAAUCGAAGCCAAGUACGUUAGGGAAAGGAGCAAAGCUGCGGCCUGGGGACAUUCCGUCUUGGAUGUGGCAGGCCGUAGUUGCGGCUGAAGAUCGCCGAUUCUUCGAGCACCAAGGCGUGGAUCCUCGAGGAGUUGCUCGGGCUGUGUUGUCGCUGGCUUCACGGGGAGGCGGGAGCACCAUCACGCAGCAGCUGGUAAAGAAUGUGUUUUUGAGCAAUGAGCGCAAAUGGACCCGGAAGCUGUCAGAAAUGCUGCUGGCCUUCGUUUUGGAGAAGCAGAUGUCGAAGUGGGAUAUCCUGCAUCAAUACCUGAAGAGGAUUUACUGGGGCCAUGGUGUGUAUGGAAUCGAGGGUGCCUCAGCUCUGUAUUUUGGAAAGCAUCCGUCUCUGUUGACACUUGGCGAAUGUGCUAUGCUCGCGGGGAUUGUUCCAGCUCCGGAGCAUCUGUCGCCGUACCGCGACUCCAGCAGGGGAAGAAAGCCCCAAGCCAGGGCUUUACGACGUAUGGUCGAGGCGGGGUUCUUGGAUCCUUCAAUGGCAGCCAGCGCAUUAGACGAGCCUCUUCCUCUUGCCAUCGAGAGCAAGGAGGGCACUUCUGGGCCUUGGAAAGCUCCGUAUUUCGUCAGCGAGGUGUUGUACGAGCUCACCCAAAAGUAUGGAUGGUCUGAGGUUGCCUGUGGCGGACUGCAGGUUCACACGACACUGGAUCUCAGAAUGCAGCUUAUAGCCGAAAAGGUCGUCGAGAAUGCAGCAGUGGAGUAUGACGAUGAGAGAAUUGUGCUGGCCGAUCAAGGAAAGCAGAAGACUCGCGACAGACUCGAAGAAUUUUACAUGGAGCGUGCUCAGAAAAUAGAGCUAGAGGUAGCGGCAACAAUCAAAAGGGUUGAAGAGCAAUCCAGAUUGCGUGCGAGAACUCUGAAGGGGAAAAAGCCCAGUGACGAGCAUCCUCAGGUUCCUGACGCAUCGCCCGCAGCCCUCGCGGCAAAAAUGACUGAAGCAUCCGUGAUGCGGAGAUUUGCCACUGCAGAAAAGUAUCUACAAACCACCCUUGCCAAGUAUGACGAAGAAAUUGAGUGUGCAGAAAAAUCAAGGAUGGAAGCAGCCAUGGUUGCCAUUGAUCCCAUCAGCGGUGCUGUUCGAGUUCUAGUUGGUGGCAGAGACUACUACGAGAGUAAUUUCAACAGAGGCACACAGGCAUUUCGCUCUCCUGGGUCAACAUUCAAGCCCGUUGUCUACUUGACGGCUCUGGCUCAGGGUAUGAAGCGAACUCAUGUGCUUAUGGAUGAGCCGUUCACCAUCGGGGGCUUUACGCCGCAAAAUUACGACUUGAAGUUUCGAGGCAAAGUCACGCUUGAAGAAGCACUCCUGUACUCGCUGAAUGUGCCGACUGUGAGGCUGUGUGCCCAGGUAGGCGUGGGGAAAGUGUGCGCUAUGGGAAAGGCCCUGGGAAUCGAAACAUAUCUGCCAUAUGAGCUUGCACUGUCACUGGGUGGCUGUGAGGUAACACCACUGCAAUUAGCCACGGUGUAUGCGACCAUUGCCUCGGGGGGAGUGUACCAUAAGCCUCACUUGAUCACUCGCGUGGAAAGCUCUGAUGGGCGAGUGCUCGAAGAACAAAAGCCACCGGGCCUGAACCAACGGACCGUGGUGAACGAGGGUGCAGUUGCGGAGUUGCGGGCUCUCUUGCAAGCCGUGGUGGAGCGAGGAACAGGUCGAGCUGCUCGAUUCGGGCGUCCCUGUGCCGGGAAAACUGGCACCUCUGAUGACCAUAAGGACGUCUGGUUUGCAGGCUUCACUCCGGAACUAGCAUGUGUUGUUUGGCUUGGAUAUGAUGACAACGCUCCGGUUGGAGGCAUGCAUCCGGGUACUGGGGCCUCACACGCUGCCCCUCUUUGGCAAGAAUUUAUGAAGCGUGUGCACGAGGGCCUACCUUUGCAAAAGUUCCAUGACAUAGGCAAUGACAAGCAUGGCAGUAGGGCCUACACCCCUUUCGAGAAUAGGUCUCGUCGGGUGAGAAGAUCAGGCAUACGUAAAAUCAGGAAACAUCUCAAACCCAGUCCCAAAUCGAGCCCGUGGAAACAAGUUUGGGACUGGGAGAAGGCAAGCAUUUACUGGGAAGAGAGAGAGAAAAUGGAGGGCUGGCUUGCUGAGCGCUCUAGUAGAGCUUUGGAGCUUCAGAAUCUGAAGCUUCAACUGGAGAAUACAAUGAAUAGACUACGCACGGUUCGCAGAUUGGCUCUGUCGAAGCAGUAAAGCUGGAGCUUCUGUGAAAUUUGUGACGGCUGCAAUUUUAUCCGUUACUGUUGGCACAAGAUGUCUUGAAGUUGAAUGCUUUCAAGCGGUGCACUUAAGGUUCCUACUCUUGUAUGGCCCUGAAGAGUGAGAAACUUUCUCGUAACUGAUGGAACUGUGAAAGGACUCCUUGUCUGUGCUGUCGACGUUUUGGAGUCAAAUGGAGCUCACGGGUCAACAUGGGGCGGCAUGUACUUCGAUCUGAUUACUCUGGCAAAUCAGUGUUCGCACUGCGAGAAGAGAUGGGCCGCGCGACUACGGGCUCAUAAGUAACUCAUUCCGCAGGUACCAAAGUGGGUGGAGUAAUCUCAGAACAAAGUUGUCUGGGUUUUUUUUAAUUAUGUGCAAAGUUUUAUUUGGUCAAAUUGGGGAAUUGGCUUAGCAUGCUCGUCAGGUGAAUGGCAAAUGCCUUCAGAUCUCAAGGGACAGAUGGGUCGUUCAAAUGCAAGUUGAUUUGCAUACUCGCGCAAGGAAAACUGCUUAUUCCCUGGGAUUGACGUUCGACUCACAUUCUGCCGGACUUUUCUACUUGAAACCCGCGAAAUCCAGAACGACUACGCAUGGAAACUAUAAGGACUGAUACUACCAGAGCAUGUGUUCUGUGCCCAAAAUCUUCUCACAUAAAAAGAACAUGGCUCCAUCACGCUCCGUCUUCGUGAUCAUUGUUUUUGGGGCUCUAUGUAAUUAUAUAGUUUACAGACGUAUUUUUUACUCUUGAACGACUGCAAUCCGCUAGGAACUUAUUCAGGAUGAUAGUGUACAGGAGGUCAACUUAGAGUGUACCACCUUACUCUAUAUGAAUUGGAAGAUAUGAGGUAGUUUACACGGGACUAACGUAGUAAAUCAGGCAGAAUUGUCAUGCAUUAAAGCUUAAACUCAUGUUCACCCACCUUUUUCUUGGAAUUUGUUAUUAUUUGCC